Messenger RNA from Populus nigra (black poplar), 2644 nucleotides. Its product is annotated as BTB/POZ domain and ankyrin repeat-containing protein NPR1-like. Gene Ontology annotation, cellular component: nucleus. NCBI's taxonomy places the organism in Eukaryota, Viridiplantae, Streptophyta, Magnoliopsida, Malpighiales, Salicaceae. The transcript has 5 exons. The record is from RefSeq and is a predicted model, not a curated record. Gene Ontology annotation, molecular function: protein binding. Gene Ontology annotation, biological process: systemic acquired resistance, salicylic acid mediated signaling pathway; defense response to bacterium; regulation of salicylic acid mediated signaling pathway. The coding region runs from base 458 to 2236 and encodes 592 amino acids.
UUUUCUUUCUUUUAUUCUGCGAGGACAGCUUCCAAAACUUGGAUUCCAUGCUACGAAUUCACAUAUGUUAAUUAUUGCAAACACCCCCAACAACAAUAGUCUUUUCUAAACUUGCCUCUUGUGUACUCAUCUCCCUGUCAAUUUAUUCACUGCUAAGUAAAUUUGCAAGUCAACUAUAAGGUCUCCGAUAACCUCUGCUUUUCAUCUCAAGCUGCUUCUUUAUCGCUUUUCAAAUAAAUCAGAGUCUGUCUUCUUCACAAGCUGUAAUCUUUUCUGCUUUUUUUUUUCCCUUCGAGUUUCUGCUCUUUCAGGGCUUGAUUCUAUCUGUGUUUAGCUUCGUUUUUAUGUUUAUGCCUUUGUUUUGCAAGUUUUGGGAUUUUUCAAGCGAGGAAACUUGGUGUGACUCGUUCCUUUGGUUGCUGUCCUCAUUUUCCCCAGCUCUUGACCAUCCAAAAUCAUGGAAAGUGCCAAUGAAAUGACAUCUUCUUUGAGUUUCGCUUCAUCUUCGUACUUAUCAAAUGGGUCUAGUACCCACCACGUAUCAGCCUCAAAUGUUCCUGAGCCUGGUGUAAACCUUGAAAACUUGAGCUUAAACAAGCUUAGUGGCAAUCUUGAAAGGCUAUUACUUGAUAAGGAGUAUGAUUACAGCGAUGCAGAGAUUUUUGUCGAGGGCAUCCCUGUUGGUGUCCAUCGGUGUGUAUUGGCUGCCCGUAGCCAGUUCUUUCAUGAGCUUUUUAAGAAGGGAAAUAACAAUUCGACGAAUGGAGAUAAACCCAGGUACCUCAUGUCUGAUUUGGUGCCCUAUGGUGGGGUUGGAUAUGAGGCCUUUCAUGUUUUCUUGCAUUAUUUGUACACUGGAAAGCUUAAGCCAUCUCCGCCAGAAGUGUCACGAUGUGUUGAUGAUGUUUGUGCCCAUGAUGCUUGCCGCCCUGCUAUUAAUUAUGUAGUGGAAUUGAUGUGUGCCUCUGCCACUUUUCAGAUGAAAGAGCUUGUUUUGCUUUUUCAGCGGCGUCUCCUGAACUUUAUCGAGAAGGCUCUUGUUGAAGAUGUAAUCCCAAUUCUUAUGGCUGCUUUCCACUACCAGCUAGACCAGCUCCUCUCUCACUGCAUCGAAAGACUUGUAAGAUCAGAUCUUGAUAGCACAUGCAUAGAUAAAGAGCUCCCUGAUGAAAUUUCAAGUAAAAUUAAAUUACUUCGCAAAAAAUCUCUGCCAGAAGCUGAAAGUAGUGUUGAAGAGGUGGACCCCAUACUUGAAAAGAGUUUCAGGAGAAUCCACAAGGCUUUGGAUUCAGACGAUGUUGAACUGGUGAAGCUUCUCUUGAGUGAAUCUAAUUUAACUUUGGAUGAUGCUUAUGCUCUCCAUUAUGCUGUUGCCUACUGUGAUCCUAAGAUUGUCAAGGAAGUUCUUAGUUUAGGCUCGGCUGAUCUCAAUCUCAGGAACUCCAGAGGAUAUUCAGUACUUCAUGUUGCUGCAAGGCGCAAGGAGCCAUCAAUCAUAAUGGCACUACUAACUAGGGGCGCCAGUGCAUCAGAAACUACAUUGGAUGGACAAAAUGCAGUUGCAAUUUGUCGUAGGUUGACUAGGCCAAAGGAUUAUAAUGAAAACACCAAGCAAGGUCAGGAAUCUAACAAAGACAGGAUAUGCAUUGAUGUACUGGAGACAGAUAUGCGAAGAAGGACUUCAAUGUCUGCAAACGUCUCAAUACUGUCGCCAUCGGUAGCUGAUGAUUUAAGCAUGAAGCUGGACUACCUGGAAAAUAGAGUGGCUUUUGCACGAUUGCUGUUUCCUGCUGAGGCCAGGCUAGCCAUGGACUCUGCAAAUGCAAAUUCAACCUCAAUGUACACUGGCCUUUUGGCAUCAAAAUCAAAAGGCUCAAGUGGGGACUUAAGGGAGGUUGAUUUGAAUGAGACACCCACUGUUCAAGCCAAACGACUCCAGUUGAGACUACAAGCACUGCAUAAAACAGUGGAGACAGGUCGGCACUAUUUCCCUCAUUGCUCGGAAGUGGUUGACAAGUUUCUGGAUGAUGAUAUGCCUGAUGCACUCUUCCUUGAUAAGGGGACUCCAGAAGAGCAGAAAACCAAGAAGAUGCGCUUCACGGAACUUAAAGACGAUGUGCAGAAGGCGUUUUACAAGGACAUGGAGAACAACAACAGAUCUGCCCGCUCAUCAUCUUCUUCGUCCUCGUCUUCUCCAAAAAGCGGUGUAACAUACAAGGCCAGGAGAAAGUUCUAAAACUUGUGUUCCCUGUUCUUCUUUCCUUCCAAGGAAGACUGUAAGAUUCUUACGAGUCUUUUUUUGAAGGGCAUUCGUCAUCGAAGGUUAUUUGUAUAGAGUAAUGCUAAACAUAAGAGAAAAUAUGAUAAUAAAAAACUCCAAGAAUAUCAAAGAAUAUUUUAAAAUAGAAUUUCCUUAUAGAUCACAAAAUAUAUAAUAUAUUUGGAGUUUUUUUUUUUUUUUGUCAUCUUUUCUUAAGAUUUAGCAUUACUCGUUGGUAUAAUAACAUAAGAUUGAUAGCAUCCCUAAAACAAGUUUUGCGGAUUUUCUUCUGAAUGUAAUAUAUCUCGAAGUCAGUGGCUUGUAAAAUUAACUUAUUGUGUGAUUUGUAUUAUAGUGUAUGGUACGUAGUUGUAUUAUAGUGUA